UCAUUAUUCUCUUCCUCUCCCUCUCUCUGUCUCGCUCCCUCUGUCUCUCACUCCAUUCCUCUGGGCUCUGCAUAUUUCUUGCUUCUUCUCACAAGUCACAUUGUGUUUGUAAGUAUGCGCUGAAUGUCUCCCUGUGUAUGCUUGGGUUUCCUUAAGUCUUUUUCUAUGUUUGAGUGACUGCUUGCCUACUUGAGUGUGAGUGAGUGGAGAAGUGAGCUGUAUUAAGUGUAUGUGGGUCUCUGUCUCUCCCUCACACACUCGCGGCUCCUCUUGCAACUCUUCCUGGGAUCUCCAGGUCCCUUUCCUCGGUGACAGGCUCCCCACACUAAACAGUCACCAUUUCCGCCCCCGGGAGACCCACUCUGGCUGCGCAGCCCCUUCCCCGACUCAGCAUCGGGAGGAAGACCCUGGUGGCGGCUGCUGUGGGGGUUAUGCUGGUCCUGGUGCUGGUGGUGCUCAUCCCUGUGCUUGUCAGCUCCGUGAGUACAGAUGCCAGCCACUAUGAGAUGCUGGGCACCUGUCGAAUGGUGUGCGACCCUUACACGAACAAGGGCACUCCAGCCAGCAGCACCAGCUCCACUGGUCUGCAGGGAGAGGCAGAGGCACUAACUGACCACAGCAAUGUUCUGCCACCAUCCACCCUGCAGCAGGGUCCGCAGGGAAAGCCUGGCAGGCCAGGAAAGCCAGGGCCACCUGGACCACCUGGACCCCCCGGACCACCUGGUGAACCGGGGCUACCAGGGCCCCCAGGUGACAGAGAGGAUCAUGGAAUUUUGGGUCUGGGGGGUAACGGAGCUAUCAGCACAGCCACCUACAGCACAGUGCCCCGGGUGGCUUUCUAUGCCGGGCUUAAAAACCCCCAUGAAGGCUACGAGAUCCUAAAGUUUGACGACGUGGUCACCAAUCUUGGCAACAACUACGAUGGCAUUUCGGGCAAGUUCAUUUGCAGCAUACCGGGUACAUACUUCUUCAUCUACCAUGUGCUGAUGAGAGGAGGGGAUGGCACAAGCAUGUGGGCAGACCUCUGCAAGAACGGUCAGGUUCGUGCAAGUGCCAUUGCCCAAGAUGCUGACCAGAACUAUGACUACGCCUCAAACAGUGUCAUCCUCCAUCUGGACGCAGGCGAUGAGGUGUACAUCAAACUAGAUGGCGGCAAAGCCCACGGCGGCAACAACAACAAGUACAGCACCUUCUCUGGCUUCAUCCUUUACGCAGACUGAGAACAAAUAGACAGAGACUGUCAAAAGAGGAUACUCAAAGGCAGAGUUUCAUGACAAGGGGUGAGACUUUGUGUGUGUUAAAAAAAGCCAGAAUGCUUUCUAGUUUUCCGAAUUCUCUCCAUCAUUGCAGUCACCUCUGCUUCAUAUCCAUCAGCCAAGACAUUCAGGCUCCACAGCCAAGCCCGGAUGGAAAGCUCUCAGAGGACACACUAAGACCAGCUAGCAGGUGGCGUGGGAGGAGUGGGAUGUUAGAUGGGCUGGUUUUCCGCACCCCUUGCCACAUUACCGACGUGUCAGAAGCUCCUCACUUACAGCGUCUCUCCUCUUUAGCCCUGCUCCAUUGCACAGAGAUAUCAACAGAAACGACAACCCUGCAAAAGUGGAUGAUUUCACCUGUUUACUCCACAGUGGCAGCAGUCAGCUGUACCUUCAGUGGACUGGACUGACUGAAGCUUGUAGUGUUGUUCCGUGCAAAUUUACCUAGAUUGUGUUUUUAUUUUGUUGACAUGCAUACUAUUCUACACAAAAGAGAUCUAGAAAAAAAAUAAUACAUUUGUCCCUUGUGAAGAUAUCCUGUUUGAAUGAGAGAUGUUAAUCGUGAUGCAUAUAAGAGAUCUAACAGUUGGAAAAGAAAUAUUUAAAUCAAGACUUUCAGUAUUCUAUUGCAGUGGGUGUUUUUUCCUUAUUGGGUAUUACAAGGUAUCUACUGUAUAUAUUAUUCAUGUGGAGAAUAAUUAUACAUUCUGCACUUUCAAUAUAUAUUAAAAAGGUAACAUCACGUAUAGAUAAUGCCCCUCUCACUCUGUUUCUUGCACUGUCACACAAUGUCCUGCUUCUGUUCGGAUUAAAGCAGACUUUAAAUAAU
Messenger RNA from Girardinichthys multiradiatus, 2085 nucleotides. RefSeq names its product C1q-related factor-like. The record is from RefSeq and is a predicted model, not a curated record. NCBI's taxonomy places the organism in Eukaryota, Metazoa, Chordata, Actinopteri, Cyprinodontiformes, Goodeidae. Gene Ontology annotation, molecular function: protein binding. The coding region runs from base 432 to 1220 and encodes 262 amino acids. The transcript is spliced from 2 exons.